Molecule: messenger RNA, 3861 nt
Organism: Symbiodinium natans
Lineage: Eukaryota; Dinophyceae; Suessiales; Symbiodiniaceae
Source: the annotation of a GenBank genome assembly
AUGGGCACCCUCCAGGCUUUCAAGAUUGCAGACCUCCUGAUGGAGCUGCCGGUGUGGAGCAGGAUUGCCCCGCAUCUGCCGAACAAGGAAAUGAAGCGCAGGAGCCGCGCCAAGACAAUGCGGACGCAAGUCCUCAAGACAAAGGAGGCGGAUGGGCGUUUGGCAGAAAUCGAGAAGGAGCACGAGGCUGCUCUGGAGGAAUCCAGGACGCCUGGACAGCGGCCCUUUCCGCCCAGCGGGCCGCAGCUGAAGCUCUACAGCCGAUGGAGGCGCCACGACUAUGCCAUCGAGUUCGUGAAGUCUGUGGCCGACCUCAUCCUGACCAUCGACACGAAGAAUGGCUUGAAAGUAUGUCAGGCUGAGGACAGCCGUAUCCUGUUCCGGCUGCUUCUUCCGGAGUUCUCGUGCCUGACGCCCUACCUUGCUCCCCCGGAGCCGGCGCAGGAGGCGAAUCUCGAGCAAGGCGAGGAGCAAGUCCAUUUCCAACGCCCGGAGGCCCUCGGCGCAUCGAGCCUCCUCGUCCUUCCCGCCUGGGCUUCUGAAGGAUGUACGGAGAUUGCCCCCACGGAUCGGGUCGACUGCCAGAAGAUGGACGAGGGCUCCUGCACGGCGGCUGGCUGUUGCUGGUCUCCUGUGGAUCCCAAUCCAGAGAACCUGCCCUGGUGCUUCUUCAGCGACAAGAAAGUCCAGACCUGCAAGAUCGGAGCCGACCCCAAGGCUCCCUUUUCGGAUGCUGAGCUCGAAGAGGUGUUGAAGUACUUCGAAGCGAACCUCGACGCAGAGGGCACUGGCGAGGUCAUGGCUUCGCCCGAUCAUGCAACUGGCCCUGGAGGUGACUACUACUUUGCCUGGGCGCGCGAUGGCGCUCUGAGCAUGAACGCGUACCUGCAGUCGAAGGGCUCCCUGAAGGACAUGGAGGCGAAGAUGGAUGCCUGGAUUUCUUGGUUGGAGAGAUCCCAGAACCAACCGGACCCCAACAACAUCAACAUCCUCGUGGAGCCGAAGUACCUCAUCCCAGAGGGCACUCCUUUCACUGGCGGCUGGUGUCGACCACAGAAUGAUGGGCCAGGGCUCCGCGCCAUCACCGCCAUGGCCUACGCGGGGCUGAAGCCCGCUAUCCGCGACCGCGUUUGGGCCCUGGUGAAGCAGAACCUGGACUGGGUGGCGGGGAACUAUGAGAGCGAGACCUGUGACCUCUGGGAGGAGGUUCGCUCUCCCGACUUCUUCUGGAACCGGUACACCAUGCGCAAGGCACUGAUGCAAGGCGCAGCCUUCGCUAAGUCCGUCGGCGACGAGGGGCGGGCGUCCAACUACAGUGCGGCGGCGAGCACUCUGAGCAGCAAGUUGUCGUCCCACAUCGACUCGUCUGGCUACGUCUUCGAGUCCUCCAACCGCCGCAAGGACACAGCAGUGAUCGAGGCGUUCAAUGUGGGAGACAUGGAUGACGGAGUCUUCGCGCCCCUGAGCAAGGAGGUCGCUGCCACGCUGUCGGAGCUCAGCAGCCUCUUCUGCCGGAGUUAUGCCAUCAACCAGGACGCAGCAUCGAAGGGGAUGCCCGGCGUCCUCUUCGGCCGCUACGAGGGUGACAGCUACGACGGGGGGAAUCCUUGGGUGCUGCUGACCGCCUCUGCAGCCACGCUGCUGUACCGCCAGGCAGCGGCUGCUGCUCACUCACAGCCAUCUGCAGAGGCGAAGAAGCUUCUCACCGACCUCCUGGGCCGCGAGCCGACGCCGCAAAACCUGCUCGGGGCCGGCGAUGCGCUUCUGCUUCUCAUGAAGAAGUACCUGACGAACGGAAUGCACAUGAACGAGCAGAUCGACCGCAAUUCCGGCGAGCUCAAGUCUGCCAAGGACUUGACCUGGAACUACUCCAACAUACUCAAGGCGAUGAAGGCACGAAAGGCUGUGGCCGAAUCGGACCCUUCGCAGCUGCUGGGUGUGACUUUGGGCAACUCCCGGGGCGCCUUGGAGACGGUGGAGUUCCCGUGGUCGUCGCCUGACGUUGAGGUGUUUUCGUCGCAGGCAUCUCAUGGCGGGCCUGUGCUGCAGGUCGAUUACUUGCUUCCCAUCGAGAUCUUUGUGUCUGUAGGUAAAGACGAUACAGUGCGGUUCUGGUCCUCGGCGCUGCACCUGCUCCGCGAGGUAUUCUUCCCCCAGCCUUGUUCCACUGUGGCCUUCCUCCGGCUGCCAGACAUGGACAGCAGUGCUGGACAUGGAGAUGUCCUCGUGGGCUUUGCAGCACACGUGGAGAGGGUUCCCAUGGAGGUGUGGGCACGCGGUGUGAAACAUGAGAAGCUGGGCACACACCCACUCGACAGUACCAUGCGGAGCUCCCAAGGUUCGAAGGCCAGCGGAUUUACCAAGAGCACCACGCUGGAAGAGGAUGAGCUACUUCUGCAAGAGUUGUACACGUUCAGUCCCGAGGACGAGGAUGUGCUGGGAGAGCGGCCUCCCAGUACCGAGAUUGUGAAGGUGGUGGAUGAGGAGGUGGCGCCGAGAAAGAGGAGGACGGGCGCUGUGAUGGACUUCCGCGGUGCACCUGUGAUGCCGCUGGGAAUCCUCGGUGGUCUCGCGGCAGACAUGGUCGGAGUGGAGGAGCGCCUGGCCCACCGGCCAGAAGCCUUGGAGCAUGUGCCACAUGAGCACAGCCAGGUCCUGGACCAGGGUGACUUCCGAGCCAUCACGCGCUACCAUGCAGGCUACUACGAUUGGACGGUGAACCCCAGUGCGAUGGUGGAUGCCCCUCGUGGAUGCGCCAUUCGGGGAGUCACCGGAGACGGCAAUGUGGCAAUUGUGACCUCUGUGGGCGUAGGCCACCUCCGCGGUGAGGGCCACAGCUUCGAGCGCCCGGCUGAAGCGCAGGAAGCCAACCGGGAUGAGCUGCCUGCCCAAGCGUCGUUGGAAGAGAUUGGCGAGGACCCCAGCGGCGAGCUCCUUGAUGAAGCCCAGAUGGCCCAAGGCUCCCCAUCCCCGCGACCCCCCACCAGCGCCUCGGCAGCCACCAGCGCCUCGGUGACGGGCGCUACGACGAUAAGGAGGCUCGACACCCGCCAGCAGCUCCGGACGGAGUCGCGCACAUCGGCCAGAACGGGUGAGGUGAGAGGCCCGAUCGAGGAGUGCGUGGAAGAGACGGACGAUGAGGGCGCCGUUAUUGAGGAAGAAGAGGAGGUGGAGGACACCUGGAGGAACCUUCGCAUUGCCCGUGGUGUCCCUCACCGGGCCGACGUGCCGAAGCCACAGACACAGAACAUCGCCAACACGGACGCGGAUGCUGCCAAGAUGCUCCGAGAGCGUGGGAAGCUCAUCGAUGCUCCUGAGGGCAUUGAGACGAACUUCCUGAGCCGCAUCACCAACAAAAAGACCGAGUGGAUUUACUGCGGCGUAGACAACGUGCAAGUGGCUCGGCGUACUGCGCGCAAGAUGGUGCACCAGACCAUCGAUGAGGGCGAGGGCCUCAAACUUUGGACGGCAACGGGGCGGCUGAGAACUGGGCACAGAGCGCCGCCGCAGCGGGCGCUGCCCAAGUGCUACGUGCCCCUGCCGCCGGAGCACCUUUGGGAGCGGCCUCCCAUGACCCGCUCGGAAGUCACGGAGAGGCGCAUCAUCGAAGCCGCCAGAUCCCCACAGAGCGGCCACUGGAUGCAGGAGCUCGCGCUGGAAUCCGCAGAGUUCGGGCAAGUCCAACGCCCGCUCAUCGCCUCGGCACGGGUGCGGCCGCGGGGCGGCCAGAGCUCGAGGUCACCGAGCAGCGUGACUGUCACCUCCGCAGCGGAGACUGAUACCUCCAGCUCAGUGGGACGCCCAGGGCUGCCGCGAAAGGUGAGCUUCAACUUGCCACAAGUGCCGAAGACCCAGCGCUAG